This is a messenger RNA of Klebsormidium nitens, 1733 nucleotides long. Lineage: Eukaryota; Viridiplantae; Streptophyta; Klebsormidiophyceae; Klebsormidiales; Klebsormidiaceae. The record is from the annotation of a GenBank genome assembly.
UUUGAAGAAAGGUAUGACAAUCUCGAUUUUUAAGGGUUUUGCUUCGGGAUUUUGGGGAAACCCUCUCCUGCUGAGCUCCUCAUGAACCUGCCUUGGGCUUAAACGCCUGCUGAGUCCUGCAACGGGGAGGCCGCUUUGUUCACCUGCGGCUGGCAGCAUUGCCCUUCUCAAGUGAGGUUUUUGCUGACCAGGCAGGAUGGACUUCAUUCGAUAUCUUUCUGAGCUGCCUCCUGUGAAGCUCGACCGGCUGUAUGAGAGCCACUUCACCUGCCAAGCAGUCCUCAGGUCCUUGCCCCCCAUCGCCAAGCAAUAUGUCCUUCGGUUACUGUUCAUUGAGCAGCCGAUCGCUGGCGAGACGAUGCGGGGGUGGGCGAAACCAGAGGCGCUUGGGAAGCACAACGCUGCAAUGGAAAGGCUGGAUCAGCUGCGGGUGCUACUAGAGACGGGGGGAAAGUCUGGCAAGAAAGACGCUUCAUACCGUCUAAAUCCCGUCUUCCAGCAACAACUCCAACGCGCCCUCUCCGGUGCCAUCGGUCCUCCAAAAGAUCCCCUCCCCCCCGCCCUCGCAUCCCAUAAGCCCUCCCCCGCAGACCUAAAUGCAUACGCUCUAAAGCAGUGGGAAUCACUGCUCUUGUUUCUGGCCAAUGCGGGGGCGCCAGGUGGCGAAAGGAGAGGCGACCAGGAGCCGAGUAAGAUGAUCAAGGGGCUGCUGAGGAGGGCGGGGCUGAUGGGGACUUCGGACGAGGGGGGCGUUCGGAUAUCGGACGAGGGUUUCCGGUUUUUGUUGAUGGACUUGUAUAAGCAGCUGUGGGUCGUGGUGCGGGAGUAUGUGGCGGAGAUUGAGGACCAAGGCCUGGACGGCGCCCAGGUCACGUGCUUUCUGAUGGAGCUUGGGUUCUACCCCCUGGGCGAACCACACGGUGUGAACAGGCUCUCCAGCCUGCAGAAGCGAGUCGUGGAGGACCUGGCGAGCGUGGGGCUUGUUUAUAUUCAGAAGGCUGGCGGGCAGUCCUGCUUCUACCCGACGCGGCUUGCGUCAAAUCUGUCGGCCAGCCUAUCAGAGUCCUCCACGUGGCAACCAGCCGAGGGCUUCAUCAUCGUGGAGACCAACUUCCGAACCUACGGCUACACCACUUCUCCUUUACAGAUUGCGAUCCUUCGAUUGUUUACAAGGAUUGAGUACGUGUUGCCCAACCUAGUUGUGGGGACCAUCACGCGAGAGAGCGUCAACACGGCCUUCUCCAACGGAAUCACAGCCGAUCAGAUCGUGGCGUAUCUUCAGCAGCACGCGGCGCCCCAGAUCCGGCAGCGCGUGCCGGUCGUCCCCGAGACGGUGGCGGACCAGGUGCGGCUGUGGGAGCGCGACCGGAACCGGGUGCAGCAAAGCCGGGCGGUGCUCUACGAGGAGUUCCCCUCGCAGGAACGGUUCGCGGCCGUGGUGGAUUAUGCAAGGCAGGUUGGGGCGCUCUUGUGGCAAAAUCCGAUUGAGCGGCGGUUCGUGGCCAGUGACGGGCGGCAUGACGACAUACGGGCGUUUAUUCGGAAUCAGAGUCGGACUUGAAUCUAACAGAGGUCACCUAGCGGCAUGCUCCGAAAAUCUUGUUGCAUGCCGCGCCCUGAUCAUGAUCCUUCGCACGCGCUGCUUUUUUAGGCAAGCAAUUUUGCCACAAGGGUGACAUGCGGUUCGCAUUGUGCAAGCACGAUGCGCAAGUAUGACGUCAUAUGAUACCGUC